This is a messenger RNA of Hipposideros armiger (great roundleaf bat), 2840 nucleotides long. It is a transcript of the gene FBXW5, whose product is annotated as F-box and WD repeat domain containing 5. Bases 616 to 2334 code for a protein of 572 amino acids. Gene Ontology annotation, cellular component: SCF ubiquitin ligase complex; Cul4-RING E3 ubiquitin ligase complex. NCBI's taxonomy places the organism in Eukaryota, Metazoa, Chordata, Mammalia, Chiroptera, Hipposideridae. The record is from RefSeq and is a predicted model, not a curated record. Gene Ontology annotation, molecular function: protein binding. The transcript has 9 exons. Gene Ontology annotation, biological process: protein ubiquitination.
CCGGGAAACGACGUCACCCGGCUCCGGGGAGCGUCGUCAUCCGGCCCCGGUCCCCGAUACCCGGCCCCCGGCCCCGGGAAGCGUCGUCACCCCGCCCACGAUCCCCAGACCCCUGACCCCUGGUUCCCGGCCUCCUGCCGCACCCCUGGCCAAUGAAUGAGGCGCCAACGCCCCGCCCCCGACAGCCCCCUCGGAAGGAAGGUGGGAGGGGGCGCUGGGCGGCCCCGCCCCCGCCCCGCCCCCAGCUCUUUAGGCAGUGGCCGUUUGGCCCGCCGACCGCCUGGCAGGGCUCCCCUAGGGCCACAAGGCAGAGGCCAAGGGCCGGCUUGUGCACCUGGCGGCGGGCGGGCUGGCCGUCGUCUCGCCGGCCCCAAGCCUCUUCUGGGAUGGACCACUGUCCCAUGCUGACAGCUCUGAAGCCGUGGGACGGCAAGGUCAAAGUGACAGUGUUGGGGUCACCGGCACUUCAUUCCUUGGCCUUGGAGCGGUUGCCAGCCCUGGCAUCCAGAUGUCUCCCUGUGCCCACGUCGGGGGGGGGGGGGUCAGAGGCCCCAUCCAGAUGACCUGUUCCCAAGGCUUGGAUCCUUUUGAGGGCCGCCUGGGCAGAAUGUCACGAUGGACGAGGGGGGCACACCCCUGCUCCCCGACAGCCUGGUCUACCAGAUCUUCCUGAGUUUGGGCCCAGCAGACGUGCUGUCCGCUGGGCUGGUGUGCCGCCAAUGGCAGGCCGUGUCCCGGGACGAGUUCCUGUGGAGGGAGCAGUUCUACCGCUACUACCAGGUGGCCCGAGAUGUUCCCCGACACCCAGCGGCCACGUCCUGGUACGAGGAGUUCCAGCGGCUCUAUGACACGGUGCCCUGCGUGGAGGUGCAGACGCUCAAAGAGCACACUGACCAGGUCCUGCACCUCAGCUUCUCCCACUCGGGCUACCAGUUUGCUUCCUGCUCCAAGGACUGCACCGUGAAGAUCUGGAACAACGACCUGACUAUCUCGCUGCUGCACAGCGCGGAUAUGCGGCCCUACAAUUGGAGCUACACCCAGUUCUCCCAGUUCAAUCAGGACGACUCCCUGCUGCUGGCCUCGGGGGUGUUCCUGGGGCCCCACAACUCCUCCUCUGGCGAGAUCGUGGUCAUCAGCCUAGACAACUUCGCGCUGCUGUCCCGCGUGCGCAACAAGCCCUACGACGUGUUCGGCUGCUGGCUCACAGAGACCAGCCUGAUCUCGGGGAACCUGCACCGCAUCGGAGACAUCACCUCCUGCUCUGUGCUCUGGCUCAACAACGCCUUUCAGGACGUGGAGUCUGAGAACGUCAACGUGGUGAAGCGGCUCUUCAAGAUCCAGAACCUCAAUGCCAGCACUAUCCGCACGGUGAUGGUGGCCGACUGCGGCCGCUUCGACAGCCCCGACCUCCUGCUGGAUGCUGGCACUCCCGGGGCGUCUCCCAGCCGCGUCUUUGACCUGGGCAGCGAGGGCGAGGACGAAGCGGCCGGCCCGGCCCCCGCCCCGGAGCACCCCAAGGAGCGCUUGCGGCGCUUCCUGGACGGGCUCCUGGACGCGCGGGCGCAGCCCCAGCUGGCGGAGUGCGCGCUGGAGACCAAAGUGGCCGAGCUGCUGGCCCAGGGCCGCACCAAGCCCCCCGAGCGCAGCGCGGCCGGCGCCGGGAACAAGCUCCUCAUCUUCACCACAGGCUGCCUCACCUACUCGCCACACCAGAUCGGCAUCAAGCAGAUCCUUCCGCACCAGAUGACCACAGCUGGGCCUGUGUUGGGUGAGGGGCGGGGCUCCGACGCCUUCUUUGACGCGCUGGACCACGUCAUCGACGUGCAUGGACACAUCAUCGGCAUGGGCCUGUCCCCUGACAACAGGUAUCUGUACGUGAACAGCCGCGCCUGGCCCAGCGGCUCGGUGGUGGCUGACCCCAUGCAGCCGCCGCCCAUCGCGGAGGAGAUCGACCUGCUGGUGUUCGACCUGAAGACCAUGCGGGAGGUGAAGCGGGCCCUGCGCGCCCACCGCGCCUACACGCCCAACGACGAGUGCUUCUUCAUUUUCCUGGAUGUCAGCAGGGACUUUGUGGCCAGGCCGUCCUGCAGUGGGGCGGAGGACCGGCAUGGCUACAUCUGGGACCGCCACUACAACAUCUGCCUGGCCAAGCUGCGGCACCAAGACGUGGUCAACUCGGUGGUCUUCAGCCCCCAGGAGCAGGAGCUCCUGCUGACGGCCAGCGACGACGCCACCAUCAAAGCCUGGCGCUCGCCGCGCACCGUGCGCAUCCACCAGGCCCCGCGCCCACGCCCACGCCCCUUCUUCUCCUGGUUUGCCAGCCAGAGGCGCUGAGGGCCACUGGCCAACAGGAGCACCCUGGGUGCCCUCGAGCUGCUGGGACCCACUGAGGACGCCAUGGAGGCUGUGGCCUUCUCACGGCUGAGCCUCCGCCCAGACUGAGGAGGCAGAGAAACCCACUGUAGUAACGCCUUAGGAAGGGGGUCUGGCGGGACUGCAGGAGCAGACGGCUUGGCCUCCACCACGCUCGUGCACACACACCGCAUUCUGCAGCCAUGACGCUUAGCACUGGGGUGGCCUGGGAGGCCUCCUGGCUGACUUGGGGUGCAUAGGACACUGGGGGCCCCACUCUUCACCCACCCUUUGCCUGGGCCUGGGCCCUGGGACAGUCAUCAAUACACGAAGCUCGGCCAGCCCUUGGCAGCGAUUCCUGGGUCUAACCUUGCCCUGGGAACCCCAGGCUCCCCCUCUGGUUGGUGUGGGUCAGUCUGCCAUGGGCCUGGGUGAACUGCAUGUCACCUGUCACUGUUCAGGGCCUGAAUAAACAGUUGGCAACAGCA